Molecule: messenger RNA, 1736 nt
Organism: Manis javanica (Malayan pangolin)
Lineage: Eukaryota; Metazoa; Chordata; Mammalia; Pholidota; Manidae
Gene: PTGER1
Product: prostaglandin E receptor 1
Biological process (GO): inflammatory response; positive regulation of cytosolic calcium ion concentration; adenylate cyclase-activating G protein-coupled receptor signaling pathway
Cellular component (GO): plasma membrane
Molecular function (GO): prostaglandin E receptor activity
Source: RefSeq, a predicted model, not a curated record
UUUUCCAGUGUUUAGAUUUUAUCCAUGUUAUUAAUGAGGCAGGCAAAAGGCCCGUGCCUGGGUGGGAAGAGGGCUGCUCCCGCCCCACCAGGGGGAGGGGGUCACGGGGUCCAGGCCAACUCCCAGGGAGCCCCCCUUCCUGGGGGGGGCCUGGGGGCCAGGAGCAUAGGGAGGGGGGUCUCUGACGCCCCAGGUUCGCUUCAGGCGUGCACUGGGUGGAGCAGCCCCUGGAGGCCCUGUCGGUGGCGGGAGGAGGCAGAGAGCCUAGGAGCCGCCCAGGGAGGGGAGGGGGGGGCCGGAGGGAGCGGCCUGCCGAGAGCUUGGGUGCAGCAGGCCAGCUUAGCGGGCAGCAGGGACCAAGCAGCAGGCGAUGGGGGGCCUGUGUCCCAGGCAGCACCUGCCCCACCCCCGGCACCUGAUAUGAGUCCUUGCGGGCCCCUCAACCUGAGCCUGGCGGGCGAGGCGACCACGUGUGCAGCGCCCGGGGCCCCCAACGCGUCGGCGGGGCCGCCCUCUGGCUUGGCGGGCGCGUCGCCGGCGCUGCCCAUCUUCUCUAUGACGCUGGGCGCCGUGUCCAACGUUCUGGCGCUGGCGCUUCUGGCGCAGGCCGCCGGCCGACUGCGGCGCCGCCGCUCAGCCGCCACCUUCCUGCUCUUCGUCGCCAGCCUGCUGGCUACCGACCUGGCGGGCCACGUGAUCCCGGGCGCUCUGGUGCUGCGUCUGUACGCCGCGGGGCGCGCUCCUGCUGGCGGCGCCUGCCAUUUCUUGGGCGGCUGCAUGGUCUUCUUCGGCCUGUGCCCGCUGCUGCUGGGCUGCGGCAUGGCCGUGGAGCGCUGCGUGGGCGUCACGCAGCCACUGCUGCACGCGGCGCGGGUGUCGGUGGCCCGUGCGCGCCUGGCUCUGGCUGCGCUGGCCGCCGUGGCCUUGGCCGUAGCGCUGCUGCCGCUGGCACGCGUGGGCCACUACGAGUUGCAGUACCCGGGCACCUGGUGCUUCAUCGGCCUGGGCCCGGCGGGCGGCUGGCGCCAGGCGCUGCUCGCUGGCCUCUUCGCUGGCCUCGGCCUGGCCGCGCUGCUCGCCGCGCUCGUGUGCAACACGCUCAGCGGCCUGGCCUUGCUGCGCGCCCGGUGGCGCCGCCGCUCUCGACGGCGGUCCCCGGCCUCCGGCCCUGACAGCCGCCGCCGCUGGGGGACACGCGGGGCCCGAACUGCCUCCGCCUCAUCCGCCUCUUCGGUCGCUUCGGCCUCUGCCGCCCCCGGCGGCUUCCCGGGCCGUGGCUCGGCGCGCAGAACCCGCGCCCACGACGUAGAGAUGGUGGGCCAGCUCGUGGGUAUCAUGGCGGUGUCGUCUAUCUGCUGGAGCCCGCUGCUGGUGUUGGUGGCGCUGGCUGUCGGGGGCUGGGGUACCAGUUCCCUGCAGCGGCCACUGUUUUUGGCCGUGCGCCUCGCCUCCUGGAACCAGAUCCUAGACCCCUGGGUGUACAUCCUGCUACGCCAGGCCGUGCUGCGCCAACUGCUUCGCCUCCUGCCCCCAAGGGCUAGCGCCAAGGACAGCCCUGCAGGGCUGGGUCUAACUAGGAGCGCCUGGGACGCCAGCUCGCUGCGCAGCUCCCGGCACAGUGGCCUCAGCUACUUCUAAGCGCGCCCAGAAUCCCAGUGGCUAAGCCAGACCACCCCGGGCCGGGCCCAGGUCCGCAGUGCGGAGCCUUCGGGGAAUAAAGCCAUUUUGUGCACAAA